GACGACUCCAUUUUGGUUGGCUCGUUGAAGUCUGUCUAUUGUGUUAUCCGUUUGCCAACGCUGGAUCCCAAUAUCUCAGAAUAUCCGGAGAAGUUUUUGAAUUUCCCACAUGCAGUUGGCUUUCCUUCCAAAACUCCAAUGAACAGGAUGCCUUCUGCGGUUGCGAGUGGUGGGUCUCAGCCUCUCCAUAUGCAACCAGUUCACUCAGGCCCGGUGAUAUCAAGUUCUCUAAAUUUGCCAAACACCCUCCCACCUGGAAUGCUCCAUUCGGGUCAUGGUAUCCAAAUGUCUGGUCCUCAUGACCGUGAGCCUGCUACACCAGCUUCAGGUUCUGGACCAAUACCAGGCCAUUAUUUCUCCACUCUUGGUAUGAAUCCUGGUUCCCCUCAUCCUAUCCCAAAUAUGGUCCCACAUGGUCAUCCUAGCCAGUUCCAUCACCAUCCACUACUAUCAUUGAAUCGACUACCGCAUUUGAUAGGUCAACCAGAGCUACGGAUAUUUGAAAUGAAUAAGCGAUUACAACAGCGCAGCGACGACUGUGAUAGUUUGUGGUGGGAGUCAUUUGCUACUGACUUUUUUGAAGAUGACGCAACACUUACUCUUGCCUUUUUGACGGAAGAGGGUCCAAAAAGUUACACAAUCGGGCGAACGCUCAUUCCUCGUUAUUUUCGCAGUAUAUUUGAAAGUGGAUGCGGUGAACUUUAUUACAAUCUUAGAUUGAACCAUGAAUAUUUUCAUCAUCCAAUUUUAACUCUGGAUUCAGAAUCUGCAACGAUGACUAUGACUAUGGUUAGAUCUAUUCCUGUUACGGUUGUUGUGGAAGGUCGAUUAACACUCGAUUUCGCUUUUGAUGAUUUAAUGAGGAUUCGAUCGUGGAUUUUUCUCAUCCGAACUCAUCGUGAAAUGAUAAUGCGCUCAAUGCUUGGCAUUCAAGACCCAGCUUUUUUAGAUCAACUAUCCAAGAACAUUACCAGAUACGGCAUGACAAAUACCACACUCAAUUUCUUUCGAUUAUGUAUAAUUCUGGAACCAAUGCAAGAACUGAUGUCGCGUCAAAAGGCAUAUAGUCUUACACCCCGUGAUUGCCUUAAAACCACUUUAUUUCAGAAAUGGCAGAGAAUGAUGCCCCAAGAAGCUACGCGCCAACCUAGCAAACGACGUAAGCGUAAAGGUAGUUCAGCAACAACUGAAGGUGCAAAUAAUACAAGUCGAACAUCAAAGCGCAAACAGUCACCUAUUCCGCUACAAUCCCAUCAUAUUGCUCAACCUGGGGAUGUGAUGAUUGUUGGUGAACCAACUCUUAUGGGUGGGGAUUUUGGUGAUGAGGAUGAACGUUUGAUAACUCGAUUAGAAAAUACUCAAUAUGAUGCCGUGGCUGCUGCUGCAGCCAAUUCAGGCGUUAUGGCUUCGCAUAUAAAUUCUGGCCCUUUUCCCGGCUCUGGCGAUUCUCCUGCUGGUAUCAUAUCUUCCCCAUUAGGUUUAAGUUCAGGAGGAAACAUGUUAAAUUCUAACCAACCACAGCAACAGAUAAACUCCCUUCAGUUUCGUGCGGGUCCAAUGUCUUCAGGUGGAUCAAAUCAGAGUAUGCCACAUGAAGGUGUUUUUCCCGGUAAUCUUACUUCUUUGCAACAGAAUCAACCAGUUUCUAUGCCUCCUAGUCAAUCGUUUUAUUCAAGUUCAGCGCCAAAUAGAAAUUUGCAUCAUCACUCUCAAAUGAUGGGACAACAAUUUAUGCCAGUAUUUACCAAAGCCCAAAUGUCAGCUUCUAAUAUGCUUAAUAGAGGUGAUCACUAUAUGCCAUCAGGAAAUGGAGAUGCCAUGCAUCAACCAACUCGGUCAAGUAGUGCUUCGUCUUUAGUUGACGGUACAAAUGGUUUGAGUGGGUUCCCUCACUGUGCCUCCCCCAGUCUUCUUCCCUCAAGACCUCCUGCACGUUUCACCCCGCCUUCUCUUCCGAAUGGGUUAGGUUCUUCGGUUGUAUCAUCUCAACAGUCAAGCUUUAUGAUGCCAAAUGAAGUGAUGGGCAGUGGAGGUACGCAAAUGGGACAUGUCUCUGUUCCCGGUACCCCUUUGACUUCCCCACUGACCUCCUCCUCUUUUGCAAUGGAUAUGAUGGAUAAUCAAAAUGUUCUUCAUUCUGCACCCUCAACUUUGAUUUCUACAACUAUCAAGUCAAAUAAUUCUCCUAUGCUGUACAAUUCAAUCGGAACAAGCUGUAGUGGAAAUCAGUCGACUCCAGAGUCUAUAAUGCACCCGACAAUAAGUGGUAUAGGAUGCGAUGUUUCUUCGGCUGUGAUGAAUGAUAAUGAAGAUCUUAAGAUGAUUAAUAAUAAUGGCGCACCCUCACGUCCCACUGCUGCUGAAUCAAUGUGAAUUGAGAUCUCUGGAAGAAAGCAUCACAAUGGAGCUAUACUGCAUUUUACUAAGUGGAUAUAAUUUCCAUUUUUUCCACUGGCUAUCAAGCGAAACUAAUUACGAACUUUGCACAAAGAUAAACGAUACUCUACAACUCCAACUGAUCCAUCCAAACACUAUCUUGUUCAUUGGUAUUUUUUUGUUCAACGACUAAUUAUUCACCAAGCAUAUAUAUAUAUAUAUAUAUAUAUAUAUAUAUAUAUAUAUAUAUAUGCCAAAUCGUGAGCUCAUUUUCUUCUACAAAUGUCUAAUUUACAACCUCUUUCAUUGCCAAAUAAGUAACUAUUCCUUUCUCUACACUUCCCCAAAUCUUCAGUAAUUCUACUUCAUAUUUUCAUUUGUACAUAUUUUUUGCAUAUGUACCCAUGAAUAUAUAUAUAUAUAUAUAUAUAU
Schistosoma intercalatum is the source of this 2808-nucleotide messenger RNA. NCBI's taxonomy places the organism in Eukaryota, Metazoa, Platyhelminthes, Trematoda, Strigeidida, Schistosomatidae. The record is from the annotation of a GenBank genome assembly.